Messenger RNA from Dendrobium catenatum, 957 nucleotides. Its product is annotated as 60S ribosome subunit biogenesis protein NIP7 homolog. Lineage: Eukaryota; Viridiplantae; Streptophyta; Magnoliopsida; Asparagales; Orchidaceae. Gene Ontology annotation, biological process: ribosomal large subunit biogenesis; ribosome assembly. Gene Ontology annotation, cellular component: nucleus; preribosome, large subunit precursor; nucleolus. The record is from RefSeq and is a predicted model, not a curated record. The transcript has a single exon. Gene Ontology annotation, molecular function: RNA binding. Bases 216 to 779 code for a protein of 187 amino acids.
AAGAUAACUUUCUCCCUUUCGCGCGCUACAUCGGCCAAAUUCCGUAAAUCCGCCGAACUAGAGGAUUCAGUAAAUCCGGGAUUUACGGCAAAAAGAGGGAAACAGAGGAUUUAUUCUGCCGUGAUAUUUACGGGGCGAUCAAAUCCCGUUUGGCAGGAUUUACCAUAAAUUCUGCAUAAAUCCUGUUGUCAAACAGCCCCCAGGAGAGAGAGAGAAUGCGGCCGUUGGAUGAGAAGGAGACGACGGCAGUAUUUGAAAAGCUAUUCAAGUUCACCGGCCCCAACUUGAAGCACAUCGUGGAACGGCCGGCGACGGAGGGACCCGACGAUGCCCCAGGCCGUUACUGCUUCCGCCUCCACAAGAACCGCGUCUACUACGCGAGCGAAUCCAUCAUCCGCCGCGCUACCAACAUCUCCCGUGAUCGCCUCGUCUCCAUAGGCACUUGUAUCGGAAAGUACACCAACUCCGGCGUUUUCCGUCUAACGAUUCAGUCUCUCGAUCUCCUAGCCGCCCACGCUCGCCAUAAGGUAUGGCUUAAACCCACCGCAGAGUUGUCUUUCCUUUACGGCAAUGCUGUCCUUAAGGGGGGACUUGCUCGUAUAACCGAUAAUACUCAUGCCGGCGAUGGAGUCGUAGUGUAUUCCAUGGCAGAUGUGCCGCUAGGUUUCGGAGUGGCCGCGAGGUCCACACAGGAUUGCAGGAAGGCCGACGCUAACGCCAUUGUUGUGAAUCAUCAGGCGGAUGUUGGGGAGUACCUUCGGAAUGAGGAGGAGCUUUGAGGUUGCGUGUGUUGUCUUGUUUAUGGUUGUAUUUUAUUGAAACAUGCUCGCAGUUGUUUAUUUUUGUUUCGUUUUUGCACUUUGUGCGUAGCUGUGUUUGGGAUAUCCUAUAUGAAUUUAUUGUGGCUUAUGUCAGGCGUACUUGUAUUCAAUGGUUUAGUUUUUUUUUUUUGUGUUU